Boleophthalmus pectinirostris (great blue-spotted mudskipper) is the source of this 1701-nucleotide messenger RNA. RefSeq names its product methyltransferase 4, N6-adenosine (gene mettl4). The coding region runs from base 10 to 1329 and encodes 439 amino acids. The record is from RefSeq and is a predicted model, not a curated record. Gene Ontology annotation, molecular function: nucleic acid binding; RNA methyltransferase activity; site-specific DNA-methyltransferase (adenine-specific) activity. The transcript has 8 exons. Gene Ontology annotation, cellular component: cytosol; nucleus; RNA N6-methyladenosine methyltransferase complex. Lineage: Eukaryota; Metazoa; Chordata; Actinopteri; Gobiiformes; Gobiidae.
AGAGCGUGGAUGGUGAGCAUGCGCCCCGUAGAUGUGUGGGACAACACCACAACACCAGCACAGGGCACAGAAGCUGUUAUAAUGGCCGUGGUGGCCCAGAACGCUUCGGGCUGGGUGUUGGAUGCGCGCUCCCUCUUCGCCCAGAGCUACUCCCGCUGCAUCUGGGGGACAGGAGGACACAAGACACUCGUCACAUGUACCUUUAAAAGUCAGUGUUUUCAAACCGAGCGAAGUCAUGUGAGCGACAAAGGUGAAGCUGGGCGCGCGGGGAAUGUCGACGUUAUCAGCACUAGACAUGAUAAGAAGAGGAAGCGGAAAUGCACAGAACUCAACCAAGGGGAAAUCGAUAUCAAAGCAUUUCAUGAUAAGGUUAGGUCAGUUAUACUGGAGGGCACUUUGGCUUUGGUGAAUUCGGCCAGGGCAUGUGGUUAUCUGAACACCCCUGAAGAAUGCACACAAGAUCUUGGUACUUUGCCUGAAUGUGCCUUAAGUGACCUGUGUGAAAUGGCUAAACAGCUCCCUCUUGUGGAUAUUGAGAAGCAAGACACUGUUGCUCAAGCACUUGAAGGGAGCUCUACGUUUCAUCUGGAUUUGUUCUCCAGGGUGACAGAAAACAGGUCAGACACCGCUGCCGUGGUGACUCUGUUGGGAGAGGAAUAUGUGAUACCAGCCCAGUCUGCUUUCCUCCUUUCGGACUUCACCAGAGUUCAGCCACUUGUGAGCUAUGGAGCAAAGUUUGACUUGAUAGUCAUUGAUCCACCAUGGGAAAACAAGUCUGUUAAAAGAAGUCGCAGGUACAAUGCUUUGCCAUCAUCUCAGUUGAAAAAUUUGCCUGUUCCUCUUUUGGCAUCCUCAGACUGCCUAAUAGUCACAUGGGUAACAAACCGACCUAGCCACCUCCGAUUUGUCCGUGAUGAGCUUUACCCACACUGGGGGGUAGAGGUUUUGGCUGAAUGGUUGUGGGUAAAGGUCACCACAUCAGGACAGUUUGUUUUUCCACUGGAUUCGAAACACAAAAAAACAUAUGAAGUCUUAGUUCUUGGACGAUUUUCCUUUACUGGAAAUAGAUCAGAAAGUACGUCCAGUGAGUCAAUAUUGAUAGAGGAUCAUCGUUUAAUAGUCAGUGUGCCAUCAACUCUUCACUCCCAAAAGCCCCAACUUUCAGAGGUACUGAAGCCCUACAUCAGACCCAGUGCAAAGUGCUUGGAACUUUUUGCCCGAAAUCUUCACCCAGGGUGGACCAGCUGGGGAAAUGAGGUGCUCAAAUUCCAACAUGUGAGCUAUUUCACCAUGACACCUGCAGACGCCGAUGCAAAGUUCCCCACAUAAUAGCUUCCAUUGCGUCUUUUAACCUGUUUUAAUAAGAGAAAAAAAUCCAACUGUCUAUAUGAAUUCCUUUUGAUAUGCUUUGCUUAUCCCAAUGGUUGCUUUGAUUUCUGUUUGGGUUCGGCAUACAUUGUUAAGGUACAAGCUGAUGAUGCAGUUGACUAGAUGAAAGCGCAUAUAUUGUGCAUGUGUGUUUUGAACUCAGCUUUCUCACUUGCAGUCAGUCAGAUAAACAACAUUCCACUUUAUUCCUCUGGAGUAAUCUUUGGCACAAUAUGUGUCUUAAAGAUGAUCAAAGUAUUACUAUUUUUACUACUGGCAUGGGACAGAAUUUUAAAUGAUUUAUUAUAAAAAAUAAAUUGUUUUAAGAAUGAA